Messenger RNA from Caretta caretta (loggerhead turtle), 709 nucleotides. Its product is annotated as small ribosomal subunit protein uS3mA-like. The record is from RefSeq and is a predicted model, not a curated record. Gene Ontology annotation, biological process: translation. Gene Ontology annotation, cellular component: mitochondrion. NCBI's taxonomy places the organism in Eukaryota, Metazoa, Chordata, Testudines, Cheloniidae.
AUGCUGCAUCAGAGCCCCUCACAACAGUGUGAAAAGAAGAACCAGGCGGCCCGAGUGCGAGUCGGGAAAGGAGACAAGCCGGUGACGUACGAACAGGCCCACCCGCCCCACUACAUUGCCCAUCGCAAGGGCUGGCUCUCCCUGCACACCAGUAACCUGGACGGGGAGGGCGGGGUGGCCGAGCACACCGUGGAGGACGUCUUCAUCCGCAAGUUCAUCUACGGCACCUUCCACGGCUGCCUGGCCAACGAGAUUGUGCUGAAGCACCGCGCCAACGUGCUGGUCGUCUGCGCCGUCUUCCUGCAGCGCCUGCCGCCCUACAAGUUCUACUUCCUGGUGGGCUACACCGAGACGCUGCUCUCCUUCCUCUACAAGUGCCCCGUCCGGCUGGAAGUGCAGACCCUGCCCGAGAGGGUCAUCUACAAGUACCUAUAGCACCGCUGGACCCCUGGGCGAGGCCUGCCCCCCGGCAGCCGGGCACCCCACCUCUCCCCUGGGCUAGCCUGUGCCUGACUCAGGUCACCUGCUGUCCUGUCUCUCACUGGCCCGUUGUGGGGCAGGACACCCACGCUCCACAUGGGCCCGAGGAGGCCGUGGACCCGUGGGUGGUGGCCGUGGGGUGCUCUGGUGUGGGUGUUACCGAGGCUCUGGACGUAGCAGUGGCCUGGCCCAGCAAUGGGGAAUAAAAGCACUCUGGCCCCUGUGUCCA